GUGGUGAAUUUCAAAGCCGAUGUAUUGUUAUAAGAUCCGAUCUAGUUUUUAGUAUAAAAUUGUAGAAUUUUCAGGUUCACAUCAUAGUCAAAGCUUCCAGCUUCAAUUGAUCAGUUCUUUCAAGUACAAAGAAAAUCUCAAUUCUCUAAAUAUCAUGAAAUUCGCCAUCGUUGCCGUCGUCUUGGCUCUUGCCUUAGGUGCUCAAGGUUCAGUCAUCCCAUGGGGACUUGGCCUAGGUUUGGGAAGCACUCUUGAUAUUGCCGGACAUGGUUUGUCAUACACCGCUGUAUCUGGACCAGCACUCGUCCCACAAGUCAUCUCACCAUGGGGACUUCCAGCUGCUGUUGCUGUUGGCCAUGCACCCGCUGCUGUUGCCAUUGAUCCACAUGUUGUUCCCGGUGGUUCAUAUGUUGCCCAGACCCGUGGAGCUACUCACGUUGCACCAUUGGCCGGUCACAUUAACUCAGUGUCGAGCGUGAAUGUUGCUCCAGCUCCAGGAACUUGGUAGAGAAUAAAUCUUUUCUAUAAUACGAAAGAUUAUUUCCAACGUAACCGUGAUUAUGAUGUUUGAAAAUGAAUCCUGGUCAAAACGCUUUAAUGCUGCCUCUAUAACUUUGUAAUAUGUAUUCAUCUGCGAUAUGUGUGUAUUUUUCUCAAUCUUUCUCUAAAUACCUCUGUACUAUUUUCUUUCUUUUCAUUUUCAUUUUUAUUCCUUUUAUCAUGAGUUCAAAUAUGUACCUAAUAGAGGAUAAACUUUCUUAAAAUAAAUAAAGAACAUUUGUUAAAAUCCAAA
Eupeodes corollae is the source of this 793-nucleotide messenger RNA. RefSeq names its product adult cuticle protein 1-like. The transcript is spliced from 2 exons. The record is from RefSeq and is a predicted model, not a curated record. NCBI's taxonomy places the organism in Eukaryota, Metazoa, Arthropoda, Insecta, Diptera, Syrphidae. The coding region runs from base 155 to 508 and encodes 117 amino acids.